Messenger RNA from Colletotrichum truncatum, 1455 nucleotides. RefSeq names its product GATA zinc finger protein. The record is from RefSeq and is a predicted model, not a curated record. Gene Ontology annotation, biological process: regulation of DNA-templated transcription. NCBI's taxonomy places the organism in Eukaryota, Fungi, Ascomycota, Sordariomycetes, Glomerellales, Glomerellaceae. Gene Ontology annotation, molecular function: zinc ion binding; sequence-specific DNA binding.
AUGGAAGCGGGCGGAUCUGGUACUAGGCAAAGCCGUCCACCUUCUGCCAGCAAGCCUGAUCGCUUUGAAACUCAACUUCCUCCCAGAGAGCCUCUCAACAGACAUUACCGUGACGGCCCCGCCAUGGCGACCGCAGCCCUUAUUAGCCCGAGCACCACCCCGUACGGCCAUCCUACAUCUUUUUCAUCCGGCUACCAGCACGCAGCUCCCGGCCCCAGCAUCGCAGGCAUGAUUUCGCCAGUUGAGCCCCGAAGACCUUCAGAUGAGUCCGAGACUCCUCAUCGUCAAUCGCUCCCUUCACUCUCCGAGGUCAUCUCUGGUGCGAAACCCAGCGCGUAUCCGCCUUCUCAAGCCUCCAGCAUGUCGGGCUCUCAAAGCUUUCCUUCACCCUUCGCACCAGGGCCUCCAAGAUCAUAUGCCGAAUCGUCCACCGACAAAAACUCACCUCGACCUCUCCAUCUUGCUUCAACCUACCCUCCCAGGCCGGAAGCGUUACCAGCCAUCUCUGACGCUCCAAGACCGCCACCUUUUGCUGGUCGCCCUCCUGCACCCAUGAGCAGCUUCCCCGGCCCUCAACCCAGCCCGCCUCACAAGCCUGAACAUAUGCGCGAUCCUGAUACGAGAGCGCCUGAGCCGACGGGUCCGUAUACGCAUCAUCAUGCGCCGCCGCCGCCGCCGCCUCCCACGAUAUAUCCUCAUCCUCACCCAAGCCAGCUUCCACCUGGACAGGUUCCCCUUCCGGCGUAUCCUGUGUCGCCCCGCCACGGCGGCCCGCCUCUACCUUCGCCAUACGACGCCCAGCGUCCUGGAGUUCACGCCGAGGAUUCAGAAUAUGGCCCAGCACGCGCUCAGUACGACCGAACCCUCAAUCGCCACUUGGACGCAUGGGGCUACCAGGAUUGCCUUUCUAGAGUGAGUGGUCCCAUGAGUGACGCCAUGUCCGUCAAGCUUACCAAUAAGUUCUCUCAGAUUGCUGGUGCGACGAGGACGAUCUACAACUUCGCCGAGGCAUAUGGCAGAAUUGCAGCGGAGCAGCAUGGCGCCCAUCCUCUGCCUGACAGACUCCCAACGGAGCGCGAAGUGAAUGAUAUGCUCGACAACGUUGAGUACAUCAGAAACUCACUGGACUCGGUACGACAGCUUGUCAAGGAAAGCAACGAACGUGCACGGGCGGCUGGAAAGCAAAAAGGAUACGAAGACGAGGACACGCCGAUGUAUGACGGUAUGAACAAGAACAGCUACGGCAUCACUGAGGUCAAGAAGCGCCGAGGAAGAGCCGCGCCCCCCGGAAGGUGCCAUAGCUGCAACAGAAUUGAUACACCGGAAUGGCGACGCGGACCUGACGGUGCCCGGACGCUCUGCAACGCUUGCGGACUGCAUUACGCCAAAUUGGAGCGGAAGCGCCAGCUUGAAGCACGACAAAUCCGCCCUAAACCCUCUGACGAGAGGAGCUAA